GCGGAAAUGACAGUGUGGUGCUGUUGUGGUGUCAUGGUGCUGUCCCUGGACUAAGGGGCGAAAACUCUUAAGUUUAGCCCAGGAGACCUAGCUUCGGCGGCGUCGCGGUUGCUGUGUGGCCCCCUGUGAGACGCGCGGGCUGGCGGAUCAGUGCUGUGGUGCGGGGGCGGCGGCGGCGGUGGCGGAGGCAGCAGCGGGGAAGGCAGGCGGCGGCCUAGAGUGGCGGCGGCGGCAGCGGCAGCGGCAGCGACGGAGGCCCGGGAGCUGGCUCGGGAGCCCUAGCCAGCCCGCUGCGGAAGCAAGGCGAGCGCCGGGCGCUCUCGAGCGCGCGUAGGAGAUGGCUGGCACCCGGGAACGCUACGGGUGAAAACCCAGCCUCCGUGGUUCUUAAUGCUUCAGCAGGAUUAUUUUCACUAAAGAUGGAAACACUGGAGUCUGAAUUAACCUGUCCAAUCUGCCUCGAAUUGUUUGAAGACCCACUUUUGCUCCCAUGUGCUCAUAGCCUGUGCUUCAACUGUGCCCAUCGCAUCUUGGUCUCAAACUGUAGCUCUGGUGAAACAAUUGAACCUCUCACUGCUUUCCAGUGUCCUACAUGCAGAUAUGUUAUCUCACUGAACCACAGGGGCCUGGAUGGUCUCAAAAGGAAUGUGACCUUGCAAAACAUUAUUGAUCGCUUCCAGAAGGCUUCAGUAAGUGGGCCUAAUUCCCCAAGUGAGAACCGACGGGAAAGGAUAUAUAGGCCCAGUUCUGCCAUGUCUAGUGAGCGAAUUGCUUGCCAAUUCUGUGAGCAGGACCCGCCAAGGGAUGCAGUGAAGACUUGCAUCACCUGUGAGGUCUCCUACUGUGACCGUUGCCUGAGGGCCACACAUCCCAACAAGAAACCUUUCACCAGCCAUCGCCUGGUGGAACCAGUGCCAGACACACAUCUUCGAGGGAUUACCUGCCUGGACCAUGAGAAUGAGAAAGUGAACAUGUACUGUGUAUCUGAUGACCAAUUGAUCUGUGCCUUAUGCAAACUGGUGGGUCGUCACCGAGACCAUCAAGUUGCAUCCUUGAAUGACAGAUUUGAGAAACUCAAGCAAACCCUGGAGAUGAACCUCACCAACCUGGUUAAGCGCAACAGUGAACUAGAAAAUCAAAUGGCCAAACUAAUACAGAUCUGCCAGCAGGUCGAGGUGAAUACUGCUAUGCAUGAGGCAAAACUUAUGGAAGAAUGUGACGAGUUGGUAGAGAUCAUCCAGCAGAGGAAACAAAUGAUUGCUGUCAAAAUCAAAGAGACAAAGGUUAUGAAACUGAGAAAACUGGCCCAGCAGGUUGCUAAUUGCCGUCAGUGUCUUGAAAGGUCUACAGUUCUCAUUAACCAAGCUGAGCAUAUCCUAAAAGAAAAUGACCAGGCCCGGUUUCUACAGUCUGCAAAAAAUAUUGCUGAGAGAGUUGCUAUGGCAACUGCAUCUUCUCAAGUUCUGAUUCCAGAUAUCAAUUUUAAUGAUGCCUUUGAAAACUUUGCUUUAGAUUUUUCUAGAGAAAAGAAACUAUUGGAGGGGCUAGACUAUUUAACAGCCCCCAACCCACCCUCUAUCCGAGAGGAACUCUGUACUGCCUCCCAUGACACCAUUACAGUCCACUGGAUCUCGGAUGAUGAGUUCAGCAUCAGCUCCUAUGAGCUUCAGUACACCAUAUUCACUGGCCAGGCUAACUUCAUCAGUAAGUCAUGGUGUAGUUGGGGCCUGUGGCCAGAGAUAAGGAAAUGUAAGGAAGCAGUAAGCUGCUCAAGAUUGGCCGGGGCGCCACGAGGCCUGUAUAACUCAGUGGAUAGCUGGAUGAUUGUGCCCAAUAUUAAACAAAACCAUUACACUGUACAUGGACUCCAGAGUGGGACACGAUAUAUCUUCAUUGUUAAAGCCAUAAACCAAGCAGGCAGCCGGAACAGUGAACCUACCCGACUAAAAACAAACAGUCAACCCUUUAAACUGGAUCCCAAAAUGACUCACAGAAAGUUGAAGAUCUCCAAUGAUGGAUUACAGAUGGAGAAGGAUGAAAGUUCUCUGAAGAAAAGCCACACCCCAGAGAGAUUUAGUGGCACAGGAUGUUAUGGGGCAGCAGGAAAUAUAUUCAUUGACAGUGGCUGUCAUUAUUGGGAAGUUGUCAUGGGUUCCUCAACAUGGUAUGCAAUUGGUAUUGCCUACAAGUCAGCUCCAAAGAAUGAAUGGAUUGGCAAGAAUGCUUCCUCGUGGGUCUUCUCUCGCUGCAAUAGUAACUUCGUUGUGAGACAUAACAAUAAGGAAAUGCUAGUGGAUGUGCCCCCGCAAUUGAAGCGCCUGGGUGUCCUCCUGGAUUAUGACAACAACAUGCUGUCUUUCUACGACCCAGCUAACUCUCUUCAUCUUCAUACUUUCGAUGUGACCUUCAUCCUUCCAGUUUGUCCAACAUUCACAAUCUGGAACAAAUCCCUAAUGAUUCUGUCUGGCUUGCCUGCCCCAGAUUUUAUUGAUUAUCCUGAGCGGCAAGAAUGCAACUGCAGGCCUCAAGAAUCCCCGUAUGUUUCUGGGAUGAAAGCUUGCCAUUAAGUUUCAAGAAAGCAUACACUUCACUGGCUAUCCAGUUUAGCGGUUCUUCCCUUCGUAAACCUCAGUUAGUGUUCGAUACAUGAGAUACAAAAUAAAGUUCAUUUGAAGCAUCCAAAAUAACUAGAUAUUGUAGAUUUAAUUUUUUUGCAUUAAGGCUUAUAUUUGAAUUCAUAUAUUGAGUUUUUCAGAAUAAAUUAUCCAAUUCAUCUGAGUUCAAGCCAUUGGGGAAGAAAUUUAGAGAAUGCCUCUGUUGUCAUUGGAAUAUUAAAAAUUUGCAGUAAUUUAGGAGUGUAAAUGAUUUUGGAAGGAAUUAGGGCAAUCUUGGGAAAUAAUAUAGAAAGAUGCUUUAAAAAUGGAGCUAGCCAGUUAGAAAGGGCAAUGGUGAUCACCUUCUCUACUACUGUCCAGUUUGGCCAAGAAGAAUAUUGAAUAGUGGCAGAUUAAAACAUUCUGUAAGCAAAUCAUGAAUGUGUAUAUAUAAUAUAUAAAAAGAUUGAAUUUAUUAAUUAAGAUGAAUUCACUAAAAUUUAUUCAUUAACUUGAGUUCAUUAAAAUAAUUCAAUCAUUGUAUAUAUUAUAUAUGGUAUAUAUACAUAUAUGACACAUAUGUACUGUAUGUAUAUAUAUACAUUAUAUAUAAUAUAUAUGUACAUAAUAAACUUUUAAAUUUGCUCCUUUGAAUAAGAAAUAUAUUGGAAGGAAAAAUAAAUUACAUUUAUCUUUAUCUCCUAAGAGAAACAUCAAAAUCAGCCAGAAUUGAGCACGGUGGCCCAUGCUCAUAACACCAACACACUGGGAGGCUGAGGCAGGAAGAUCCCAAGUUUGAGCCCAGCUCGAACAGUUUAAUGAAACUUUGCCUCAAAAUUUAAAAAAUAAAAAUAAAAAAGAACUGAGGAUGUAGAUCAGUUGCAAAGGCCUUGGGUUCAAUCCCUAGUACCAAAAAAAAAUCAAGAUGUCCUCCUCCUUCCAUCUGUCCCUUUCUCCCCCUUACCAUACACCCAUUCACAUGCAGUCUGCUAUAGACAGUGAGAAGGGCUGAUGGUUGAAUAGGAGAGAUUUGAGAACAAGAUUGCACAAGAGAUGUUUUUGCUAGACAUAAUACUGAUCCAGGUAGAAGUGUCCUGUAUUAGCACAAUGAAAUUGAGGCCUCUUAAUGGAAGCAGCCCAUCUGAAUUGUUAAAAAUUCCGUCAUGAACAUUAACAUUUUAAAGAAACAGUUUUAUUAUUCACUCCUAAGAAAUAGUUACUAGAAUUAGGCUAAAAAUAGAGUUGCAUAAUUCAAUUUUUGUAGGGACUUGCUUUACUUCAUCAGUGUGAAUGGAGAGAUAUAGUUGCAGCAGCUAUUUACUUAUAAACGUACUUUUAUUUUCAGCUCAAACACCUCUGAAAUGCUUAAGAAUGCCUGACAACAGUUUUUGUUUUCCUGCAUAGGUUAAAUGCUUAUUCUUUUUGCAACCUUGUUUACAUUAUUCAUUUACUUAGCCACACUUUCAUGGUAAAAGAGACAGAAUCUUCCUCCUACUCAUCAGCACAGUUAAAGGAAAUUGAGUUUUAUGGUUUGUAAGUUUCACUGCAGGGGUUGGAUAUACAAGAGAACCAGAGCUUUCUCAUUCCUAGGAGCCAAGUUUGCUUCAAGGAUGGCUACUCUUUGGGAGUUGUGAAAACAUUGCUGUUAUGAAGUGAUACCUGUCGCGCUCCCCUAUGUUAGAGUCUUUAAAUAAUUUCAGAAUUUUACCUCUUCCUUUCCACCAGCUUGGGUGGAUGCUCAUUUAUUAAUUUGUUCAAUGAACGAAGUUUCCACAUUACUGCUGUAAGGAUGCAUUAGUAAGACAUUGUCCUUGCUGUAAAUGACUUACUAUUCUAUAGAAGAGACAAAAUAUGUAAAAAAAAAUCCUGCCCAAUAUUAGCUACAUAUUGUCUGUUUACCAAAAAUGGAAAUUGAGAUCGAUGCAGAUACAAAAACAGCUCUAAUUUCUACAUGUAAUAGAAAAGUCAGCUUUUUGGCUGUAAAGACCCUAAGUGCUUACUGCCAAUCAGUAAAUGAGCAAGAUCCGUAAGAUCUGGCAGUGCUGCUGCUAAAUAGUUUAAUGGAAAGCUCAUAACUUUUGGGUUAAAAUAAUCCUAGUGUCUUUGGCCUUUACUAACAGUGUUACCCAUGUAUAGCAUGUGCUUCACUUCUGAAUCUGUUACCUUUUCCAUAAAAUAAUACCUACUCCACAAGGCUGUUUCAAACAUUUAAAAAGAUGUCAUGUGUAAACUGCUUAGCAUGGUACCUGGCAUUUAGUAAGUGUGCCACUGAUAUUAAUCUCCUCCCCAAAGCUAUUCAUUUAUUUUUGUGUCCUUUAAAUUUUAGUGCUCUGGGACAAAUUUAAUUUCUCCACCCUACUUGUGAUUCUGGGGUGGACUGUGUAUGCUCAUCACUGCCUCUCUCAACUCAAUUAAUUCCUGACCUCUUAGACUGGGUUAGAUGUUCCUCUUUGGAGCUCCCAUGAUACCCUAAGCAUCCUCCUCUCUCAGCAAUAAUCACAUAGUGUAACAGACGGAUUUUUAAAAAUGUGGUCCUUAGAACACAUAUGUUAGAAUCACCUUUGAUGAUUUGUUUGUUAAAACAAUUGAUUCCUGGACCCACUGUAGAUCUACUUAAUUAGAAUAUAUGGAAACACAGGUAAUAAUUUACAUUCUUGAAAAGCUUCUCAGGUUAUUCUUUUGCACACAAAAGUUUAAUGUGUAAUAAUUAUAUUCACUUCUAGGCUGGGAAUACCUUGAAGAUAAGAAGUAUGUCUUUUACUGCUAUUGUACUUUAAAUACCUGGCACAAUGUCUGGAACAGAGUAGUUGCCUGGCUAAUGUUUGUUGAAUGCAUAUAUGAAUGAACAAAUGAAUAAUCAAAGUUUCUCUCUUGUACUCUAAUGUCCACGGUAGCAUUUGUUAUUUCCUGGGCAGGAAAGCUUGGAUAGUUCUCUACCUGGUCUUUAUUCAUAUUAUUUUACAGAUAUACCAGAGUUUGUACAUAUUAGUGAGCAUUGUUCUUCUCAAAAACUCUUUGACAGUUAUCUUAGGAAAUUGCCUUUAUACAUGUGGCACCCUUCUUUUCAAUAACAUAUAAGUUCUUUCACACUUUGUUCUUUGAAAUUCCAUUACAGUUUUGAUUAUAGUAAAAAAAAAAAAACACUCACAGCUCAGCCUAUUGAAUAAACGGGGAAAUUAAACAGUUUGAAGUAAAUAAUGAAGUUGAACUCUAAAAUCUCAACUUGAGCCAAAUGAUGAAGUGACUUCCAAGAUAUACCAGAGUUGCAGAGUACUCAGUACGGGUGUGUUGAGUUUCAGAUAUUUGAUUCAGCAAACUUAAAGACUUUUAUAGAAUCCCGGCAGUGCCAGGGAGCUACAGAGAAGCCGAUGGCUACCUCUAUCUGUACCCAGUUGCACAAGGGGACUACACCAUGUUUUUAAUGUCUACAAGGAAGGUGACUCCAUGAGCUUUUAUUGUUGCUUUACCCAGUUUUCCCUGCUACAAAAUUAUUUUCUGUAUGCAAUAUAUGUGUGUUCUCACUUUUUAUAUUGUCUUAUUGAAGAAAGCACAAAUGAAACCUGUUUUGAGACUAUGAAAGUAAUUUUAAUGCUACAUUCAGAUUCUGGCUAUUUGUAAGUAAGGGGAACUGCAUCUAGUUGUGUUUUUAUUAUGUAAUUCCAUUGUCUAUCUUUGGAGGCAGUGAAAUUCAGAUCGCAACAAAAUCACUUACACAUUCUUUUCAGCCUAAACAUUCUAGGUGAAUUUUCUAAGCUUCCAUGGUUUACAUAUUUAUAUAUACCUGGAUGUGGCAAUCCAUGGAUAAAAUUAUGAAUAAGCUCAAAUAUUGAUUGGAUACCUUUUUCCCAAGGAAUGGAGAGUAUGAGGCAGGUAGAAAUAAACCACUCCCACACUUCUAGCUCCUGAAGCCAUUUGUAGCCUUGGAGCCAUUGGGCUGCAUUUGGCUAUGGAUUCCAAGUUGGCCAGACUUACUGCCAUCAGGUCAGGCAAAACUGCCUUUUAUGAUGUGUUUGCCAGCCUUAGACAUAUGCUGUGUUACUGUUAUGGCUGGAAUAUUUAUUAGAUUAUUGUUGAACUAUUUUUUAUCAAAUGCUUUACCCCAAGGCUUGUUUGUACUAGGAAAUUUUGACCAAUAGUUUCUCUCCUGGUGACAGAAAUACAAGUGUCUGUGUAUUACACAGUCUCAUCCCUCUUCUGAAGUAUCCAAGCCCAUCCAAAAUGCUAUAUUAUGACUCAAAUAAAUAUAUAUGUAUUCAUGA
Messenger RNA from Cavia porcellus (domestic guinea pig), 6853 nucleotides. RefSeq names its product midline 2 (gene Mid2). Gene Ontology annotation, cellular component: microtubule. Gene Ontology annotation, molecular function: microtubule binding; zinc ion binding. The record is from RefSeq and is a predicted model, not a curated record. The transcript has 10 exons. Bases 420 to 2567 code for a protein of 715 amino acids. NCBI's taxonomy places the organism in Eukaryota, Metazoa, Chordata, Mammalia, Rodentia, Caviidae. Gene Ontology annotation, biological process: protein localization to microtubule.